ACCAGCCAUCUUGCUCCAUCUCUCUUCCGCCAGGCCUCACAGCUCCCAUCUCGCCGACAUCGCUGCCAAUUGCUCCCCGUCCGAGUCAAUUGCCCUUCCCACAGCUUCAUCAUGUCUUUCGUACGCUCUACUGCCCUCCGCGCCUCCUCGUUCGCCCGAUGCGCACGAACGGCAAGACUGGUUCGCACUGCCGAGCUCCAGCAGCCCUGGCAACGAGCCAUCCAGAGGAGAUCAUAUGCCUCGGCCCACGGUUCUGAGUCGAAGAAGAGCGAUUUGCCAUGGGCUGUCUCUGCCGUUGCCAUGACGGCUGUUGGUCUCUACGUAGCCGUGAACCAGGAUACCGGUGGCCACCACGACGAACACCACGACGAGCACCACGAUGAGGCUCAUGAGAAGCACGCAGAGGAGUCUCACGAGGAAGAACCCAAGGAAGAGGAGAAGACUGAAGAGCCAUCCGAGGGAAAGUCUGAGGAGAAAUCCGAGGACAAGCCCGAAGAAAAGUCCGAGUCUGAGCCGGAAGAAAAGAAGGAGGACCAAACUACGUCGUCACCCGACAAGAGCGACAAGCCGGACCCCCGUGGAGAGCCCAAGUCUUCGAAUGAGACAUCUGGCAAGCAGGAGGGCAUGUCGAAUUCGGAUACGCACCACACCUCUGAGAUUAGCAAACACCCCGAGAAGAGCAAGAAAGGAGAGGGCGUUGCUGAAACCGCCAAGCUCAAGGGCACUGUCUCUACUGAACGACCUGGUGCUGAGAACAAGGAAGAGCGCGGCAACGCUCAGAUCGACAAGAAGGAGUAAUUCCUCGCUUUGCAGCUCCCUACUUCUAGGAAGAUUCCCUAAUCUUCUC
Periconia digitata is the source of this 847-nucleotide messenger RNA. The record is from the annotation of a GenBank genome assembly. Lineage: Eukaryota; Fungi; Ascomycota; Dothideomycetes; Pleosporales; Periconiaceae.